Messenger RNA from Anastrepha obliqua, 1915 nucleotides. RefSeq lists its product as uncharacterized. NCBI's taxonomy places the organism in Eukaryota, Metazoa, Arthropoda, Insecta, Diptera, Tephritidae. The transcript is spliced from 3 exons. Bases 101 to 1588 code for a protein of 495 amino acids. The record is from RefSeq and is a predicted model, not a curated record.
AAUUGCGAUUGCGCUGUAAAAUUAAACCAUCUGAUGUUGACAUUUGGUAUCAACAUCAACAAAUUCGAUAUUUCAAACUAAUAAAAUCCAAUGUUGAAAGAUGGAUGGUGAAAACGAUUCAGUAAAUAAAAUAAAAAUAGGUGUACAUAAAAAAUUUGCAGAACUACAUGCGGCACUUGAAAUGCGAGAAAAACUGUUGUUACGGCAAUUAGAAGUAGUGGAGUCCACUAAGCAACGCAUGGUGGAGUGCGGUGCUGAAAACGGUUUUUUGACAAGACCUCAAUCUAUUGAAGGGAAUGAUAUAGAAAUAUUGUUCGAAAAUGAGGAUAAAUUACUAGGUUCCAUACGUUCUUUCGGUAGGUUUCAAUUGGGGUCCAUGCUUCUGGCUCUAAAACAAGAGGAUUAUAUUACUCCAAACUGUGACCAUGAAAUAAUGUACAAAAAUAUCCAAUCCGAUGAUAAUCAUCUCGAUAAAUUACCUCAACAAAUAAAAGUUUCCGAUCAUGUAGUGGUUGAUUUUACAAAGGAUAAAUCUAUAAUUGAGCACAAUACGAAAUACAUAAAUGAUUCAAUAGUUAAUAUAACACUUGAGGAAUCUAAAGAACUUAUAAGAAAAGCGCGUACAAAGAACGAAGCGCCAAUAUUCCCUUUGAAUUUGGAAGAACUAGAUGACGAGCUGGAAUCGUCUAUUGUUGAAGCAGUUUCUAAUUUAAGUCGAGAUUCUAAGCACAAUUUAUCUGAUAUGAAAGAAAAAAGUCCUGUAAAAAGAACUAAAUUAGGUCGAUCUACACAAAAAAUUACCAUCAAUAAUUGCAGUGGUACUAUUAACCUUCAGAAUAUAUCGAGUGUCACAAUAAAUUGCGGUAAUGACAAAUGUGAGCAUGAUGGCGAUAUGAAAACAUACAUCAACUUGGGCGAUUCAAAAAACUCUACGUCGAAUAUUGGUGCUAUAGUACCUUGCAUGGUUGAUUCCGUUUCAGAAUAUUCAACCCCCAGCUCAAUUGAUUCGAUUUCUAACCAGUCCAGUAACUCGAAUUCUAGAUCCCAUUCUAAGAAGCAAAAAAACUGCAAAUCAGUUGCGGAAGGUAGCACCAAGCUGAAUAAAGUCACUGAUCAAACUUUAUAUAACGGAUCAAUGGUCACAACAAAAGAACACACAACAGUCCCAAACGAAAAAUUUUCAAAUCUCGCAAGUAAAAACGAACGACAUGAUGCUGAUCACGAAUCUAAAACACUGAAUUGUGACUUUUACAAUCGCCUUAUUAAUGAAAUUAAACGUAACCUCGAUCAGCACCAAUCAUCUCAUCAUACAGGAAGAACCCAAAGAGCCUCGAAUUUAAUUUCAAGUAUUCAAAAUACGCGGCAGUCAAAUCAAGAUUCUGCUCUAUCAGAAACUAAUUUAGAAAAGGAACCACAUCUGGUUAUGAAAAAUUUUGAAAAUCUGAAUAUUGUACUAAGAAAUUCCAAAAAAGACGAAACUAUUCGCCCAGUUCAUGUAGAGCAUUGGUUAUCAGAAAUAAAAAAAGAUACCAAUUUAGAGCCAAUGCAGAAUACCGACAUAUUAGAGCACAGCACAAUUAAUGAAUAAGCAUUGAUCAGUGGCGAAUAUACUUAAAACACUGCUAAUUUAAGACAAUUAACCUUAAAAAUAUUGUACGCAGUAUGUGUUCAAAUUUACUUUGAAUUCUGUAAAUAAGAUAAUACAGAAUUUUGUGUGAAAAAUAUUUUUGUUUAGUAAAAAUAACUAUAUUUAAUACGAACAAUUGAUACAUAUGUAGGCUUUUUCGCUUAAUUGCAUAUUUAUACUUUGCUUCACAGAGAUUUCGUUUUAAUAACUCAAAGUAUAGCAUACAAUGCUGUACAAUCCGCAUGUACACCUUUUAUACCUAUCAAUAAAUCCUUUCAUUACAUAGUG